AUGGUGGACCAGUUGGAUUCUGAGUCGGCACCUCAGAGGAAACGCAUUGCUGUGGCAUGCGGUCGCUGCCGCAAACGAAAGAUCCGAUGCAGUGGUGAUCCGGGCCACGGCCAUCCAUGCACUAACUGCAAGAACGCGGGAGUGGAAUCAUGUCAAUUCCUAAGGGUGUCAUCUCGAGAAGCGCCCCUGCGCCAUGAGAACGGGGAAUUUGUUUACAGCGUCGGAGAUGCUCGGGCCUACGCCAGCCGAACCCCCGUAACCCAUGGGCUCCCAUACCCCCACGACUUGCCAGGACUAAACUCGGGCGAUGGGUUGGGUUCGUACCGUGGCCCUGGGUCAGGGUACCCAUAUACACCGGCAACCAAAGCCUAUUAUCCCGCCAUGCACGCAUAUGGUGCUCCCUAUCCCGAGGACUUCGAGUUCGGACUUGGAGUGGCAUCUCCGCCAGUGAUGCACCCGGAAUCUGUUGGUAUGAUGCCUGGCCAUUGGAGCUCUGGGGGGCCGCGGGCCAAAGCACCUGUGUUCGGCAGCAUGCCGUACAUGGAAUCGGAAGGGACCUAUGGUGGUUACGGCGGCUCGGGUUUGCUUCACCGGCCAUCGCACUCGGCGGCCUCGGACUCUCCCAACUUUUCCUUUUCAGGCGUCGCGGCGUCACUACCGCUAUCCAGCACGCCAGGCCCGGACCGAUUACUGCCUAACCCUACCGGACGAUCUUCUACUCUGCCCUAUCCGGGGCCCAUCAAGCCACCACCGACUUCCAGUCUCGCGGCGAGCACCCUCGCCGACGUAGCAACGGCUGCCAGCUAUGCGGGCGGUUUCGAGACGAACGGCCUCUCGUUUUCCUCGGCCACUAGCAGCAGCCUCUCCAGUCACCCAUCGUCCUCGUCUCGCUCCAACUCGGACAGCUACUCCGGACCUGAGAGCCUUUUUAACGAGCAGGAACGCGGCAUUCAGAGCCAGGGUUCAGCGUUCGACAUGGGUGGUUACACGGCCUCCCCUCACCGCAAUUCCGGGGUUGGUGGUUCGGGGAAUGGCCACGGUUAUGUCCCCGGCGAGAGCUCCCAUGAGGCCGCGGCCCAUCACCACGCCUCUUCACAGCGCCACAUGCCCUCGAAUUACAUGAGCGAUUCCCCCUCGAGCCCCAUCGCCCACCGCCAUGGCCAGGCUCUGGCGUCGGGGAGCAGCGCUAGCCAUGCUGCGCACGCAGAUGACCGGCAUGUUGCUGUGGCUAACCGUCAUUGA
This is a messenger RNA of Chaetomium globosum CBS 148.51, 1242 nucleotides long. RefSeq lists its product as uncharacterized. The transcript has 3 exons. Gene Ontology annotation, cellular component: nucleus. Bases 1 to 1242 code for a protein of 413 amino acids. Gene Ontology annotation, biological process: positive regulation of transcription by RNA polymerase II. Lineage: Eukaryota; Fungi; Ascomycota; Sordariomycetes; Sordariales; Chaetomiaceae. Gene Ontology annotation, molecular function: DNA-binding transcription factor activity, RNA polymerase II-specific; zinc ion binding; sequence-specific DNA binding. The record is from RefSeq and is a predicted model, not a curated record.